AAGAAGAAGACGGGCUUUCUUUAAAAUUUUUUUUUUCUGAGUGGCGGGCCUUUGGCAUUUAUCGGGGUUUUUUUUUUUCCUUGUUUGCUCAUCACCAACCACUGAUCCCCCACAUACGGGCAAUGAAAGAAUAUCAAGACAAGAAUACACAUUACAACACAUCAAAAAUGACUUUCUGGCAACAGCAGUUAAAUCAAUCAAUAAAUUACUGGCAGUGUCAACCAGUGAAUCUUCUAGGAUCUUUUCAGCUCCUGAAUAAUUUUCCCCUUUACUGGAUCGAAGUUCUUCUCAAAGACUUUGGUUUCAAAGAUUUGGCCAAAUUAGUUGAGUUUAUCAGAGAACAAGAGUCCACGUAUUUGAUGGCUUUCCGCCUACCGCCAGAUUUUGAUGACACUUUUGUGAACUUGGCUCUGGGGUCACUGCUGCAUCAGCAGAAAGAUGAAUUCCCGGUUGCCUGGUCACAAUGGAGGAGCCAUAAUCCAAACAUCACCUCAGUAUUUGAUGCCCUGAAGAAAUAUGCUUACAGACCUUUCUCUUCGGAUCCCACCCUGAAUUCUAUUGAUCCAAGAACAUACUUUCAUAUCAGAGGAUUCCUUGACAUCGCUCAGGUAAAUGGACAGGAUGUUGCCCUUGUUCCUACAUGGAUCCAGAAUGUAGACGAAGAGCGUAAGGAGUUUUACCUUGGAGUUGCCAUGCCAUUUGGAAUUAACAACAUAGAUGUGACUGUUUCAGCAAACACUGUCUAUAGUAUCACCUCAGGAGUCCUCACUGGUCUGCUAAGCCCUGAAACCCUGGAGGACCCAGUCAUAGAGCAAAUAUACCACAACACAUCCAUGCUAAUUGCCUAUGAGAUCAGGAAUAAUUUCUCAGGCCGACCUGACCUGGCAUUGACCUACUACCCUUCCCGUAUGGAAUUCUACUGGUUUUUUACCAGAACUGUCGCUGUACUGGAGACAUACAGGAGAAAUAGAACUCUUCCCUUCGAGGUUAUGGAGACAGUGUACAAAAUGUUCCGAGAUGUUGCAGAAACACACAUGACCAAAAACAUUUUGGACCUGGCUGAACGAGACAAAGCAGGGAGAGUCUACUUUGAUGAUUUCCUUGGUGAUGGAGAUGUCACCUUUGGGGGAAGACCUUUGAAUCGGGCAGAAGAUAGAAUAUUUACAACAUCUAUGGCAGCCCUAGCCUUGAUGUCUGCCUGGAGUUAUUACGACAGUUUCUCCAGAAAAUCUCACUGGAAACAAGGAACACCCCGGAUCGUUCUAGAGACAGUGGCAGGCUGUAUAAAGUGGCUAAGACAGUAUUCUCUUAGCAGGGACUUCAAACCAUGGAAUGCAUUCUUCUCAGGAUCUACAAAAAGUUUUGAGACAUUACCAUUCUGGUAUCCUGGCAACAGAUUAGAAUAUCUCAAUGGAACAACUAUCUCUAACUGGACAGACAUUCCAAACUCCACCUUCAUAUAUGCAGUUCAAGAGAAACAUUUUGGCUAUCCCACACCAACAGAAUUUCAUGGAUACAACAAUAAUUCAGAGAUGUUUCCCAUGUGGUCGUCUGUAUCUUAUACAUACUCAACUACAUUACUGGCUGUGUCCAAAUUUAAUGAAACUGUACUUUAA
Messenger RNA from Candidula unifasciata, 1616 nucleotides. The record is from the annotation of a GenBank genome assembly. Lineage: Eukaryota; Metazoa; Mollusca; Gastropoda; Stylommatophora; Geomitridae.